Zymoseptoria tritici IPO323 is the source of this 1194-nucleotide messenger RNA. RefSeq lists its product as uncharacterized. The record is from RefSeq and is a predicted model, not a curated record. The transcript is spliced from 5 exons. Bases 1 to 1194 code for a protein of 397 amino acids. Lineage: Eukaryota; Fungi; Ascomycota; Dothideomycetes; Mycosphaerellales; Mycosphaerellaceae.
AUGUCAAUCAACCCCUUCAUCAAUGGACAAGUGCCGUACGAAUACGACCGCUCAAAGUGCGGCAAGCGUGGACAUGAUCCAAAUCAGUGCAUGGCUCAGCCUCUUCAAUCAUGGGAGCAAUCCUUCCUAUGGAACAUGAUCAGCCAACAGCGCAAGGCUCACAGCAUUCGAAUGGGCUAUGGUCAACAACAGCAAGACACGCCGCCGAGGAAUAACUCCAUGGGUGCACCAAACACACCAGCCGCUCCGCGUCCGGCGACUGAUGCUCACCUCGUAGUGGAGUCCAUGAAUGGAGACAAGUCCCCUCAAGAGCUCUUGGACUGCAUCCGUUUCGUAGAAGUUGACAGCGAUGACGAAGAGAUGGAGCAAGCUAAAGUGCUCGCAGUCGGUUUCAAGAGAGCGAGAGUGGAUGAAGAUGAUGGUGAACAAGAUGCUCGCAUGGCUGAUCAGCCGAGGAAGCCAGCCAUUAAUAUCCUCGCUAUUUUGGCCACAAUUAUGGUGACAAUCCUCAUUACCUGGCUUAUGCAGCUAUCACCAUUCUUCCGCGACGAGACGAAGCGCUUGGUCAGUCAGCCGCGAAUGAGAGAAAGCAAGACGAAGGACAAGAACGUAAGUGUGCCAACGACUGCGACUCAGACGGCGAACGCAACCGGAGGCAUUUUCAACACCGGCUCUCAGAACGUCGUGGUGCAAAUGGAGGGCAUAGAUGAUGAUGAAGUCCUCAUGACUAAGACAAUCCCUCAGCGCGUGGCAGUCGACCACAUCAGCACUGCGAUCCGCAAGAGCAUUAACCUUUGGAAAUACCGAGAUUCAGCGAACCGCGCGUUCGGAGUCCCUGCGACCAUCACUGGUACACACGGACGACAAGCAGUGGUACCACGCAAUCAAGUCGCAGCUGAUCAAGGCUCUGAGAUCAACCUGAUCUACCCUCACCUCCGCAAGGCCCUUGGCCUCAAACUCCGCGACAUUGGCGAGAUCGACCUUCCACCAAUGGACAUGUCGACAGCGAACGGCGGACUUACACCCCUUAAGCACUUCGUGAUCUUCAACCUGAACGUCGAGGCGAACGAGCAGGCAGAGAACGAUGGCCAGUCCGAGAGUGAGAGUGAAGGCUCAGAGGAAGCCGACGAAGAUGAUGAGGAUGAGGAGUCCAACGACGACAGUGGUGAUGAGAGCGAGCAGGAUUUUCACUGA